GUGGAUUUAAUCCACUACCAAGUGAAACAGAGACAAAAGAAUGGCUUUGUCUCAACUGCCAGAUGCACAGAGCCUCUGGAGCACUGGGGUCUGAAAUUGACUCUGUCGUUAAACCACAGGAUUCAACAAGCAAGACUUUCAUAUCGUAUCCAUCUAAACAGAAUGAGAUUACAACAUUUACCCAAAAGGAAAAUAGUACUGAAAAAGAAAACACCCAAGGUUUAGCUAAGCAGCAGCAGCAGUCUGUUGGGAAGGCACUAAAAGGAAUGCAACCUACAACGCCAGAAGAUGAGGAUCAUUCUUCUAAACAAAAAGCAGUGGAAACACCACAAAACCCCACGAUAUCUGGAGAAUUUCCUACUAAAUCUGCACCACCACCCCCAACUCCAAAACAGGACUGUGGUGCUCCUAAUGCAAAACCCUCUGCCUCAAAGUCUGAUGAGACUGUUUCUAAGAAAAUGGUAGAUCUUGGAUCACCACUAACUACUCCUAAGAUGUCAACCACAGCUGUGGAUAUUAAACAGAUUACACCUUCAGUUUCUCCUAAGAUAGCCCGUAUGAAGGACAAACCCGAUGUUGCUAAGAAACCAGUUCCACCUACCUUGGCCCAACUUACUGCAUUUCCAGAGAUAAAAGCAGUGGAAUCCUUAUCAGAGUCUGUUAGUACAGUUACAGAGGUAAAACAAGGUGCUUCCGAAACUGGUUUGUCCGUCUGUCCACUCUGCAAGGUCGAACUCAACAACAGUCCACCCAACUUCAGUACCUGCACCGAAUGCAAAUGUUCUGUGUGCAACCUCUGCGGAUUUGUUCCUGUGCCUCGCGCAGCAGCGGUAAGAGUAGUGAACAUUUCCUUUGUCUUUUUUCCCCCUGCAAUAUAUUGCAUGCGAUAUACUGCAUGACAUGCAAUGU
Molecule: messenger RNA, 909 nt
Organism: Cynoglossus semilaevis (tongue sole)
Lineage: Eukaryota; Metazoa; Chordata; Actinopteri; Pleuronectiformes; Cynoglossidae
Product: protein piccolo-like
Exons: 2
Coding region: 63-899 (278 amino acids)
Biological process (GO): protein localization to synapse; presynaptic active zone assembly
Cellular component (GO): axon; GABA-ergic synapse; cytoskeleton of presynaptic active zone
Molecular function (GO): structural constituent of presynaptic active zone; metal ion binding
Source: RefSeq, a predicted model, not a curated record